Solenopsis invicta (red fire ant) is the source of this 10166-nucleotide messenger RNA. RefSeq names its product RB1-inducible coiled-coil protein 1 (gene Atg17). The record is from RefSeq and is a predicted model, not a curated record. Gene Ontology annotation, cellular component: extrinsic component of membrane; phagophore assembly site membrane; Atg1/ULK1 kinase complex. The coding region runs from base 1993 to 6372 and encodes 1459 amino acids. Gene Ontology annotation, molecular function: molecular adaptor activity; protein kinase binding. Lineage: Eukaryota; Metazoa; Arthropoda; Insecta; Hymenoptera; Formicidae. Gene Ontology annotation, biological process: reticulophagy; positive regulation of protein phosphorylation; autophagosome assembly. The transcript has 10 exons.
CGAUCGGAGCGGCGACAGUAAACAGCUGGCGACGCUCUGCGUCAGUGCGAUACGUAGAACGGGACAGUGCGGAGCAGGUCCGCCCGUCGUCCCCCCCCUUUCCCUUCCAUCCAAUUAUAUCCAGGCGAGAUCCCUGACCGACGACGCAUUUCUCGGCUGCUGUCCAAGUCAGCCUUCCAAGUCUCGGAAGCCAGGUCGCACUGACGGACGCGGAGUAAACCUGACACAUCCGCACCGCCCGCAACAACGUCGAUCCGUCGACGACGAAGGCAGCUGAGCGAGCGGCGUCAUCGUAGGAAAAGCAGCGGGGAAAGCGGAGUCUCUUUGUUCAGCGCGACCGCUCUCUGCGCAUAGACUGUCAGUGGCGCACGGCGCAGCAUUGUUUGUGUUGUGUCGCGCUGUUGUGCUUUCCCGUUUCGCGACCCCCUCCCCCACGUUUCUCGUCUCGGGGCGGCGUCGGUCGUCCCGGAUAAAUCGCGCGGAUUCUCUCCAGGGAGGAAGAAAGCCAGCAUCUAUUCCUCCACCCAUCGACGACGGUGACGAGCGAGCGGACGAACAAACCCCAUCGUCGUCGUUGUCGUCGUCGUCGUCGUCGUUGUGUCGUUGUGAGUCGUUGUGACCGCCGUCGUCGUCGCCGAUGAACGUCGGCGGUGUCGCUCGAAUCGAGAGGCGAGCGAGCGAGAGAGCGCGGCGGCGGCGGACGCGGUGGCGUAACGCAGCGCGCGAGUGCUUUGUUUUGCCGAGCAGCUGAUCCGCGACGCGACGCGACGCGACGCGACGAACGGCAACAGCAGCAGCAGCGGGAGCAGCAGCUACGCUCGUUCCAGCGGCCAACGCUCGCGCGCUCGUACACACACGCGUCGCUCGGCGUUACACGAGACUUCGGAGCAGCGAAGUCCAGCCUCCUCGCCAGCGCGGGGGGACCUCUUUCCGAAACGUCGAGACGGAAAGCCGCGGAAAGAACGGCGACGACAUCGAAAUCGAUUGCCGUGCGCCUCGCGUCGCCAGAUGGAUUUUCGUCAAGUCUGACGUAGCGCGACGCAUCGCGCGACUAUAGAAAACUGAAUCGAUCUCGACGAUCGGACGACGCUCCGCGAGGGUGGGAGCGAGCAAUGGUGGUGUGAGCGCGACGGAAAGGAUCCAAGUCCUCGUUUCUUUUUUCUGUCUCCCGAGACGGACUGUGAUAUAUAUAUAUUGUAUAUCGGGUGUUUAAAUCCCCGACGCGCUGAUCGCAGUCAGCUCGAUGACGUGAAUCGCGCGGGGAUUAUGACAUAAGAUAGAAACAGAGAGAAAGAGGGGCGAGAAAGGCGCGAUUGACCCCCGACGACGACGACGACGACGGCGACGACGACGACGACGACGACGACGACGACGACGACGACGACGACGACGACGACGACGACGACGACGUUGCUCUCGUCGUUCCCCCCGCGUGCCAACGGAAGCAGCGCGGAGCGAAUUUUCGAGCGGAUGAACGCUCGAGCGCGCUUAGCGAGGAGCUGACUUUCCCCUUGCAGUCGCGGCGCGGCGAACAAAGGAAACGACGACGCGCGGACGCUACUCGAAGACGCGUUGACUCGACGACACGAGUUCUCCGGUCUCCUGACGAUCGGCAAUCGAAGAUCUCGUCCACUUCCGCGCGCGCGCGCGCGCGCGACCGAGAGACAAGGAUAUCUGGAUGAUCAUCUGCAACGCGACGCGACAACACUCAGGGAAUCCGUCUCGGGAUCGACGGCGAGGAUCGCGUUGAUCGAUGCGGCAUAGUCUUGGGGGGGCCGUCCUCGCGAACGAUCGAAAACGUGGGGUACGGCCCCGAGCGAGCUGACUAAGGGAACCGUCCAAGCCGAGGGCCAAUCCUGCUGCUGCCUAGGGCCCACGGUGGAGAAAGGAAGAGAGAGAGAGAGAGAGAGAGAGAGAUCCUCGUGACGGAGGUUGUUGUAGUGGUUUCUACUCGUGUGUCGCCAGAAGGCGCCUAACCACAAGACAAGCAACAUGCUCUACAUCUUCCACGUUGAUACCGGCACCACCAUCACCUUCGACAUCAAGCUGGCACUGCAAAGUGUCAGCCAGCUGAUGGAGGCGAUCGAGAGGGAAUGUGGUGUGGUAGCGGCGCAUCAGGUGCUGCUCAUGAGCGGAGGCGAGUGCUUGGAACCAACUGCACGUGUGUGCUCCUACUCGGCUGGAACCGACACGAACCCGAUCUAUCUGUUCAGCAAGGCCGCCAUUGAGAGCAGCCUCCCACCCACGCCGAGUAUAGAUUACGGUUCCGAUGUCGACCUGCAGACUCAGAUCGACGCCUCGCUGGCGAUGCCGGCCACCUAUCAGACCCUUUGCGCACGUGCUCACUUGGCUCAGCAGUGUUGCGGCCUGGCGCGAGAGCAGACGAGAAUCUGCGAGAGGCUGGUUCACGAUCAGCAUCUUCAACAGCAGGGCUGGGCCGCGGUGGUCGCCAAUCUCGAGGACAUAACGCACAUGUUUCAAACACGAGCCGAGCAGUUCCAGCAGGCCUUCGUCGCGUACCUCGCCGAAAGACAGCAACACAUGAAGCUCCUCGAUAAUUUCAGUGCCGAUCUUGGUACUCUGGCGAAAAUUCCAAUUUUGCCGGCUUUGAGAGCCCAAGCCGAAGGCUUGUUAAGUCCGGACGAUCAACCGAGUCAAACCUCCGAAAGCACGUCGGAGGACAGUGGGGAGGUGCUGAGUCUGCUACGAUGGAUCUCUGCGAAAGACAAUCAGAGCAGCCUGGAACAAGUGGCGGAGCAAUGCUCGCGCGGCCUGGAGCAGUUCGAUGAACGAUUGAUGCAGGCCUUGAAGGCGGAAGUGAACGCGGCCAUCGAUAAUGCUAACAAGCAGGAUAUGAAGGAGAUCAAGGGCCUAGGUGAGAGGCUGUUUGCCCUGGAACAGCUAAUGGUGCAGACCAAGAGGCUCGUUCACGAGCAGGGCGAGCUUGCUCAAGGUUUCUUGCAGAAUCAGAAUCGCGCGAGCAAUUUGGGCGACGCGAGCGUCCUGCCAGAUCUUUGCAAUUCUCACCGGCGGCAAUUGCUCGUCAUGUUGCAAAAUCACAACCAGUUACGUGACAUCCGCCGCAGAUGCACGAAGGCGAAGGAGGAGCUUUCGGUGAACAUCUAUCAUCGCCUGAAGUGGAUCAUGUACGUGGAGAACAAGAUGGUGGAAGUGGGCAACAAACUCAUCAUAUAUCACGAGAGCCUGAAGCGUUUGCGACGGCAUCUGGAGGUGCUCCAACAGAUCCACUUGGCUCCGCAAAUGUAUAUAAGUGCCGUGGUUGAGGUUGUUAGGAGGCGCACCUUUUCGCAAGCGUUCCUCGUGUGGGCGAGCAAUCUGGCAUGUCAGCUUUUGACUGUUCACAGCGAAGAAUUGGCGCGUAGGCGAGAGUUUCAGAGCAAAUUCGACGGUCAUUUUUUGAAUACCCUCUUCCCAGGUCUGGAGGACACGCCACCGCCCUUCGCAACGCAAGCACCUUCCGUUUUCGACAACGGGCUACCCAAGUUGACCGCGGACGAUAUGGAGUCAUUGAGAUCGCAACUUCCGGAUUUGGCGCUUACGAUUUCUACGCCGGAUUUGAGCAGUAUCACACAAUUCUUCUUAGCCAAGAGCUUUACCGAAGGCAGUACCGACGGCACGAAGGAUAAGGAUACCACAUCGGUGAGCACAGAUAUUCCUACGAAGGAACAAGAACGCACUAGAGCGCCGUUGUUGUCCGACAGAGGCGACUUCGAAUCCGAAACUGAUACAGAGGAGUUCGAGAAGAUCGGUCAAGCCGGCGUGGACGUGACUAAGCCCGGCGCAUUCGACGGGACAAAACAGAAGCGGCAGAAGCAAUUGGAGGUUGGUGCCUCUCGAAGCGUGUCCCCCGCUUCUUCGACCUCGACUAACGUCUCCCCACUAAACUCGAAAGUCGCGGACUUAACUACGCGUUCGUCCACGUCAAGCGAACCCGGCUCUUUCCAAUUUCCUAGUCUAUCCACCACGAGCGAGCGUCCGGUGCAACUAAGUCCGCUGACCGAGUGCGUGGAGAAUGGCGCGGCCGAUUCUUCCAGUUGCUUGCUUCGCAGCGGCGCGAACUACCGUGACGCCCUGCCGCUCGAGGAGCAACAUUCCUUGAGUCCAAACCCUUCCUCCUUGCCACCGUCCUCUGUCAUGUGCGACGGCCAGCAACAGCAACACCAGCAUCCGCUGUCCGGUAGCGGUGGUAGCAGUCCCUCCGUCGGCGUGGGUGCUACCGACUUCAUGGGUACCGAGUUUUACAUGGACGAAUCCUUGCCGAGCAGCCUCAGUGAGCAUCCCGCCGACGGCCAGCAUCAGGCUAUCGUGUCCCUCCUUCAGGAGAAUCUCGGUAACACGCGCGAGGAAGUGGAGAGGUUGCGAACUAUCCUGAGGACCAUGAAAGCGAUCGUAUGCGAGGAGCUCAGCUCCGUGCGAAGUGAAUUGGUGAUUCUGCGAGAUCAGUCUAACGAGGACAAGAGUGGCAUUGUCGAGAUGACGGAGCGCGUACGAGUGGCGUUGUCUUUGCAUUCGCGCGAGUACGACCGGCGUCUUCAAGAACGUGAGCAGGAACUGACGAUCGAGCACGAGUACAAAAUAGCAGAUGUUAAGAAGCUGUUGCAGAGUCGUGAGGAAGAGAUCUGCACGCUCAAGCGUAAUCUCUUGGAAAAAGAGACCGAAUUGGCGGAACACGAGCGACUGGUGUCUACGAUGCAUCAAAAGUUGGAUGACGAGCAGAUCCAGAGCAGAAACUUGCAAACUCGUCUACACCAAGAACUCGAAGAGUACUCAUUAAUACUGAAGGAAGAGCGCAUUGAGAGAGAGGAGGAAAUAAAGAAAACAAAUGAUGAGAGAUUCCUCGAGAUCACUUCUUUGACGAAUUCAUUGACGCAAUGUCAGAAGCGAAUUCAAGAAUUGGAGAAGAAUCUGGCCACUGCGCGCAAUGAUCAGGAAAGAAUGGUGAAAGAGGCGACCGAUAAAUUGCAGUUGGAAUAUAAAACGGAGUUGGAAACUAUUAGAAGUCGCUUCAAACUUAUGACCGCUUCUACCAUGGAAAGAAGUCCCAGCGAUUCUAGUUUAGAGAAGAUUGAACGAACAGACGUUAUCGAGCUCGUGAAUCACGAGGCGAUUCUGGCGCAAGCAAGGGAAGAUAUGAAAAUCGAGAACGCCAUGGCAGUUCGUACUGCCAUUGAAAAGGAAAGGGCCGAUUGCAUGGCAAAAUUGGAUAAUGAAUUAAGAGUGGCAAAGGAAGUAGUCGAAGAGAAAAAUAGGGAAAUUGAAAUGUACAGAAUGAGAACAGCCGCGCUGAUGGAACAGGGCAAAAAUUACAAGAGUAUGAUAGAUCGAUUAAUUGAAGAAUUUGAACUGAAAUCGGAGGUGCAGCAAACCUUGAUGGAGAAGACACAGAUGAAAAAUCUUGAAGCGGACAAAGCGUGGCCGAAGAGCAAAGAAACUGUAGAAAAAGUAAUGCGAACGGUCUUAGAGCAGAACGAAGAUAUUGCGUAUCCCUUAGAAUCUGGAAUAUGCAAAGACUUAAGUUACGACCGAUUGGAUGCCGGUCAAAUUGAUCUGGAGGACUUCAAGGAAAGCGAAAAGUAUGAAGUUGAGGUUUCGGAAUCGAAAAAAGUACGAUUGGAGGCUGACGACGAUGAUCUGGCUCGGCUAUCGAGGCGACUUGAAUCUCUUGAAAAUGACAAUAAGAGGCUGUCCUGCGAGCUGAAUUCGAUACGCGCGAGUAAAGUGGCAGCUGAGGCAAAAGUGGAGGCAUUAAUGACGGAUAAAAUUCGUUUGGAGAUCGAGUUGCUGAAGGAGCGAACCAAGAGGACAUUCGGUAUUGACUCGGUAUCCCUGGAAAGCCGUGAAAAGGAUAUGAACGCGUCGGUCGCAGUGGUUUCGGACUCAAAUUCGAGUCGAGACGCGGCCACGAGUCCAGAGCCGAGUCGACGAUCAUCUUCCAAAUCGAUAUGCUUCCACCCCUCUCUUUCCUCAUGCAUACACAAGAAAGUCGCGGAAAAAGUAACAAAGAUGGUGCAGCAAGGAAUUGUCACCAUCACUAGUUGCAAUCCAGGCGAUGUUGUGCUUGUAGUCUGGGACGCUGUACACGGCAACUAUGCGGUGUACCAGGAAUCCUCGACUUUUUAUUUUCUUCAUUCGGACUACGUAGAUGCACUGGACGUAGGGAUGAAUCCGAGUGGUUCCCGGAAGUGCGUCCUCGCUGAAGUAAUCGACAAGGAAUACUGUCAUGCGAGAAAGCACGAAAAUCGGUAUCAUGUCCCACGUGGCACGAAAUUCUACAGAGUGCGCGCCAAGCCGCGAGAUGCACGCGCGUUGACAGACGAGACCUGUUCAAUGUCGAAGAGUCAACUACCGUAAUUUUCGUUCAGACUGUGUCGAGAAUCCCUUGAUUCUUGCCUAGUACAAGCGCUGUGAUCGAGGGUUUGCGUCGGCAGGCCGCGUUCGUUAGGGGACCAGCGACCCGGAACGCAAAUCCUGAACCUACGUCUCCGCAACCAUCCGGAAACCUCGGAUCUAGGCCAAAACCUGCCAGAGCCUCUAGACGCAUCCUUGAUAUCGAUGAAUGCUAGGAGGGGGUGAAACCAUGGAAAGAGGUAUGCGCAAGUUGGGUUAACAUGAAAUGAGACGGAAGGAUGCGCCGGCGUUUUAUUGUGAUAUAAGUAAUUUUUAAACGAGUGAAACAUAUUUGCCGAAUGCUGUGGUUAGCUGUGAAGCGUAACGAUAUUUGUAUUCUUCGAUUUUCCUUUUUUCAUAAACGAAAAAAAAAAAACAAAGGGAUGUGAGUGUCGUCGACGAUUCUCUCUUUCAAUAAUGCGAUAGGCUGACCAGUGUGUAAGAGAGAGGGAUUGUUCAAUAUGUAGAUGUACAAUGCGGGAAGACGACAGCGUGUCCCACCAGACAACGUUCAGCUUCCUCUCUCCGCAUUCCGAUAGUUAUGUUUGCGUUGUGUGAGACAAGAGACGUAGUUGUAAGUUUUACAAAAUUGACAUAUUAUGGGAACGUGCGAUUUAUAUAUCGUGAAUGUAUAUAGUUACAUGUAUAAUCGCAUUUGAUUAUAUAUAUAAUUAUAUAUUAUAUAUAUAUAUAAAUAAAGAUAUAUAUGUAUAUAAUUAUAUUAUACUACACACAUACACACACGUACACACAUAUUAUUGUACGAGGCGUGCAAUAUCUGCGUACAAAAAUCUCGUAGGUCCUAAAGAUUUUAGGGGCUAAGAUUUUGUAAAAAGUGAAAACUGUCUCGUGAAUGUGUUGUGCAAUUUCGUAAGUACAUCUAGUACGUCGGGUUAUUUAUACGAAGAGAUCGUGUUACGCGACAUCGAUAUAUUUCCAAUGAUUCUCUUUUGACAAUGCCUUGCGUACUUUUUGUCGCAAAUCGUUCUUUCACUCUUUGCAUACUUUCAUUUUCCUCUUUUCUUGAUACUCUCUUCGCAAUCUCUUUGUAGAAUCGGCGAGUUCAAGAGAUAGUAAACAUAAAAGUUCAAUGUUUCGUUCGAAUGGAAUGAAUGGCACAAAGGCUAUAGUACCGUUCAGUCUACUUACUUCGUUUAAAUAUAAUUUUCAAGCGUUAGUUUAAGCAAUGUCCACUGGAGAAUUGACUCCGAGAGAGAGAAAGAGAGGCGUAUACUCCGCGUAGAAAGAAUUUUAUAAUUGUGUGUACACGUAUACUUAAAUAUGUAUAUAUAUAUUAUAUAUACAUAUAUAUACAUAUAUAUACAUAUAUAUGUAUAUAUAUAUAUAUAUAUAUAUAUAUAUAUAUUCUUUUCUAUUAUUUAACUAGUAUCCACGCGAGUAUGCUCACCGCCACACAAAAGAGUCGUUUGCGGAGGAUUACUCGUAAACUCCUUUAGUUGCAUUAACGUGUAUCAUUAAACAUUGCUACUAUCGUUUCUCGCGACACGUAAACACACGUAGUACAGUACAAUAGCUGUGAUUGUUAGCUUCACGUUCUCACUUAAACUUAGUCACUUCUACUUAAUUAAACUUAAUUCCCCGCAAUAUCGAGCGAUGAUCCUUGCUUGAUUGAGGAUGCAGACAAAGGUGGAACUGGAAUCUCUAUUCCUUUUAUAUAAAAAGAAAAAAAAACAAACAACUCCUCGAUCUUCGAUGAUCAGCGUUCGUGCGCGAACUGUUUCGAAUUGAUGCAAACACGGAACGCCCGAUAAAAGGCGGUUUGCAAAAUAUGCUGAUACGUAAGAUAAAUCGUUUGGUAGAAUAUUAAGCUGUCUCAAGAUUCUUGAAGCUUGAGGAAAUAACACGUUCGCCUUUGGCGUACCGCGAAGAAGUAGUAGCUUGUAAUUACUCUUUUUGUCUUCUCGAUUCGAAACGCACGUGUACUCCGGAAACAUGCACGCGCGCAACACGAUGAAGGUCCCUUAACACGGAUCCCCUGAGGACGGACGGAGAGACAUUAAGCUUCCCUUCUCUCUCAGAAACAUUGUUCCUCACCGUCAUCAUCAUCAUCGUCAUCGUCAUCGUUUGUUGCACGGAAUCGCAUACGGAGAGAAGGGACUCAGAUACAUCGAACUAACGCGACCGCUGUCUAAAGAAACGAAGAUGCAACGCGUUUUAUUACUGUCACGCCGAUGAAAAGUCACUCAAUUCAAUUCGACCUCCGUAUGCGAUUUCCAUGUUCAUGUGCACUUACGAUUCCUACUAGUUCAAACUUUUUUGUAGGUUCGAUAGCGCCAGGGAAGCUCGAUGCACCGAAACCCUCCAAGCACGCGAAACUAAAUAUCACAUUGCUUCGAACUGACUAUUUUUCGAUAAAUCACUUACUCUCACACUUAUAUGAUCGCUCUCUUUUUUAGAUAUAUUUAUAAAUUUGCAACACCAACGCGGCUAUUGAAAAUACGCGAAUGAUUCUGAUUUUAUCGUUAUACAUUUGGACGUAAGUAGCGUUGUCGAACCUUGCAGGAAGAGAAAAAGAGAACGAGAUGCGUUUGCACAUACGUAAUCUACAAUUUUCAAAAGAUUCUAAGUCAUUAUCAUCGUUUAAGAUUGUGUGUGGUCUUCAGAUUAAUUCGAAUAAUCUGAAAAGGUGAGAUUCUUCAAAAGGAUACUCACUACUCUCUAAAGGAAAAGUAGCCUGUUGCUGUAAACAUGUGUAGAUAAAUGUGUCCGCGUAUGGUACUGAUUUACACCUAACAUGGAGCUCGAGAAUUGACGAGGAAACAAUAAACUGUGAAGUCGAAAAGCGGUCCUUCGACGUUGCUGCUUAUGUUUCCGCUGAAAAACUCGAAGCCUCUACCUUCGCGCAUCUUCGAAAUAAUUUUUCGCACCAUGUGGCACAGGACUAAGCGCAGCAAUGCUUCACAGCUUCUAAUCUAUAAUUUCAAUUUUUCGUCCUUAAAAGAUACUCUAACGAACUACGUUGUUGCUCGAAAUAUUUUUCUCAAAGAAAAUGGAGAUAAUCUGUGCACAAUUACGCAUUCGUUUUGCUAUUAUCAAAUUAAAUGUUUAGAAAGAAUAAGUAAAAGAUAAAAAAAGAGGCGUUUAACAUUAUAAUAAUUCUAACUUAGCGAUAUUUGGUUUUUUUUCACAUGCCUAAGAUAUAGAAAAAUUUCGAUUUGUAUGAAAAAAAAAAAAAACAAUAUUUGAAAAAAACAAAAAAUAGCGGCGCAAGAUCGACCGCCGAUUGAGGCAACGAUACGAUCGUUUUAAUCGAGUUUAAGGAUUAUAUGAUUAAUAAGAGAUCGUGCGCAUGGUGCAAUUUAUAAGAUCGGUUGUUGCGGUUUUGCGAGAACAAAAUCUCCUGUUUCUGUCGAACACAACCGCUCUCAAUGCCGAAGGGAAUCCAUUGAAGUCCCAGUGUGACUUUCCUUUCCUUUCUCCUUCUCCUUUUCUUCUGACGCUGUAUCAUUUUAGAACUCUCGUCCUGGCCAGCCUGCGAUCGCGCGGACGUGUCUCGCAUCCGUUCCGUUCGUGUGUCCUGUUACGUUCGCCACUAGCGAACGUUUUCGUGAGAACUCGCUCUUGUAAGAGAUAUAAGUAAGGAAGAUAUCGCGCAUGUAUAAUCGAGAAAGUGUAAUGCAUAGGCAUAAUAUUAUAAUAAUAAUAGUAAUAUUGCAUAACAUACAUAACAAUUGUGAUCGUGAGAGUAUCUGUUACGAAUAAAUCAGUUGCAAAUAAAUCUUGUGACCUUUUUCCAA